UGUAAGGUCACUCUACAAUUUUUUGGGUAUGGUCAAACAUUAUGUCAUAUUAUAAAUAUUAAAAGAGCAUUCUCUGUCAUAUGUUCUUUUUGGGUCUGUCAUUGGAAUUACUAGAGUUGAAGCUGGUUAUCUUUGGCGUUCUUUUAGCGCAAAAGGUUUUCCUUGUUGGGAAUCAACCUCCCUAGUUCUAGUUGCCAGUUGUUUGCCUAUCAAUAUCAAUCUCAAAUAGCUAAAUGAAUUACAUGCACCAAAAGAAGUGUUGUUUUCGUUCUCUCGAAUACAUUAUUUGAGUGAUUGAUAUGAAAAAGAAGUGUUAUAUUUAUCACUAAUGACCAAGUAUUUUUGCGAUUUAUGUUAGGUUGAGUGAUAACAGUAGGGAUGAUAGAUUCCACAUUGAUGCUUUGACAUACCAAUUUUGGUUUUAAAAGAAGACAAAUGUUGGGGGGAAAUGGGGAGAAAGGAGAGAGAUGUAAAGGCACACAACUAAGAGACAAGAAAGGAAAAUCUUGAGAAAUCUCAUGUUAUCGGGUGUGGCACACUUUCACUUCCGAAUCAAGCUCAAGAAGGAAAAAAAAAACCUCCAUUUUUAGCUGCUAUUUAUGCCAUAAAACACCGUGGCGCUGCUAUCCUUCCCUGCAAUUUGCCAUGGCCACUUUUGAUAAGAUUGAUUUUGGCUUGAAUUAUUUAUACCUACAGGCCAACUCCUAAUAUUGUGUUUUAAGAAUCUUAUAUUUUUCAUUUUAUGCUGUUUCUGGUACAGGGGUUACAGCUUCUUUUGGAUGGUGUACUUAAUUAUUUGCCGUGUCCAAUUGAAGCAAGUAAUUAUGCGCUCGACCAAUAUAAGAGGGAGGAAAAGGUUCGUCGUUUGCUUGGAAGACAUAAUGAAAGGCACACACUUGUGGCAUCGGCUUUCACAUUGAAGAAGUAUAGUGGUCAUAUGACAUAUCUAAGAAUAUAUGAGGGUGUCCUUCGGAAGGGAGAUUUUAUUACUGACGUUGACACUAGCAGGAAGUUCGAGGUUCGUGGUUUGUUUGGGUUGUAUAAUGAUGAGGUGAUUCUAGAGGCUCAUGUUGGAGAAAUGGUUGGUGUAAUCCAUUCUGAACCAGCUGCAGGAAAAGGUGAAUUCUCAGCAGAAUGCAAGGGUUUAAGGAAAUAUACCAGCAUCCCACGAUGUUUGAAUGUAACUAUUGGAAAAGGGAAUCUUGCAUACACAAAGCUACGAGUUAUGAAUAUAAAAUUCGCUGAUUUCAUAAUUUAAAGGAACAUCUCACAAAAAUCAAGGACUUCUUGAUCUCUCUUUGGCAACCACAAUUUUGAUAAGGGCUAGGGUUCUUGUGAGCCUUCAAACACCACUAAUCAUAGUUUCAUCUCAUCUAUUGAUUUGCUACUUCAUAUCGUUUAUUGAGUAUUAGAAACCUUAACACAUCCUUUGGAUCUUGAGUUGAGUCUCUUUUCUCACGCAAGUGUCCAUUGACAAUUGAUUAAAGUUUAACACGUUAUUAUUCUAAUA
Molecule: messenger RNA, 1510 nt
Organism: Medicago truncatula (barrel medic)
Lineage: Eukaryota; Viridiplantae; Streptophyta; Magnoliopsida; Fabales; Fabaceae
Product: elongation factor G, mitochondrial-like
Exons: 8
Coding region: 743-1258 (171 amino acids)
Biological process (GO): mitochondrial translational elongation
Cellular component (GO): mitochondrion
Molecular function (GO): GTPase activity; translation elongation factor activity
Source: RefSeq, a predicted model, not a curated record